Dreissena polymorpha is the source of this 943-nucleotide messenger RNA. RefSeq names its product plasminogen-like. Bases 13 to 819 code for a protein of 268 amino acids. The transcript has 6 exons. NCBI's taxonomy places the organism in Eukaryota, Metazoa, Mollusca, Bivalvia, Myida, Dreissenidae. Gene Ontology annotation, molecular function: signaling receptor binding; endopeptidase activity. The record is from RefSeq and is a predicted model, not a curated record.
UGUGGCGACAUCAUGGCCGAGCUGUGCACGGACAACCAGUGCAUCCAGGUAGAUCCGGUUUCCUGGAGCUACCCGCGCAACGUGAACGCCACCGUGACAUACACGUGCACGAGUCUGCUGAGCGGCUUCUCUUCCAUUUUCAGUUACUGCCCCGUGCGCACGUGCCAGACGGACUACCACUGGACCAACAGUAGCCUCUCUUGUGGAGUGAACGAGUGCUACACGGCGGGCCAGUCCGCCCAGUAUACGGGACGCCGCAUGUGCACGGUGAGUGGACGCACGUGCCAGCCCUGGGUGGACCAGAGUCCACACGCCCACCCAUACAACACCCUGGCCUCAUUCCCCGACACUUCAGCUGCCGCCCUGGGCUCUCACUGCCGUGACCCAGGGGACAAGGGUCAGCCCUGGUGUUAUACCACCGACCCUGGGGUUGAGUGGGAAUUCUGCGGACUCCCAGAAUGCUCUACCCUUCUUGUCACUAGCGGCACGUGCUUGUCAACAACAACCAGCUCCUCCGGAAGUACCGUCCUCACGCCGACACCAAUGACAACUGCGUCGACACCCUCUCCGGUUACAGACAGCCUCUACCAGCGUGUUUCCGGUAACAGAGUCGGCGUCCAGUUUCAGACUGCACUUUCCAACAUCCGGUCUGCUACUUCCUGUUGUCGGCGCUGCUAUCAGAUGACGUCAUGUAUAAUGGUCGUGUAUGAAGUCGUUUCAGAAGCGUGUACCCUUUACCGAGAGGACGCCGAAAGUGUCAGCCCCGUUGACUGCAGUUCACAGAAGUGCUUUGUAUUACAGUCGCAUGUGACGGGAUAAUAUUUGAAAUAUAUAUGGGUCGUUAAUCUAACAUGAAUCCCACCGAUCGUUAUGAACUCUAGUUAGUAAUGAACACAAUACGCGUUUACAUCUACAAGUAAUAAAGCAGACAUAAUUUCCGAAC